Messenger RNA from Penicillium samsonianum, 2043 nucleotides. RefSeq names its product Zn(II)2Cys6 transcription factor. Gene Ontology annotation, molecular function: DNA-binding transcription factor activity, RNA polymerase II-specific; sequence-specific DNA binding; zinc ion binding. The record is from RefSeq and is a predicted model, not a curated record. The transcript has 6 exons. Bases 1 to 2043 code for a protein of 680 amino acids. NCBI's taxonomy places the organism in Eukaryota, Fungi, Ascomycota, Eurotiomycetes, Eurotiales, Aspergillaceae. Gene Ontology annotation, biological process: DNA-templated transcription; positive regulation of transcription by RNA polymerase II. Gene Ontology annotation, cellular component: nucleus.
AUGAAGUCUUCAUCGAAAAUCUCGAGUAGCGACGCGGCCAUCAGAAAACAGAAAAAGAAGUCCAUCGCGUGCCGGAGAUGCCACUCACACAAAAUAAAAUGCACUGGUGGCCAGCCAUGUCUUAAAUGUCGGCAGGCUGGUUGUCCUGCCGAUUGCCACUAUGUCAAUCGAGAUCGUCAAGUUAAAGUGCACGAGAGUUAUCUUGAGGAGCUCGCUGCAGAAAACCAGCGCUUGCGUGGCCAAUUAUCACAAUCACCCGCAUUCCUAACGCCAAGAGAACAUCAAGCGCAUGACGAAGAUGUACCCGAAUCCGACGCAGAUACACAUGUUCGGAAUCCAAUGCUCGGUGAACGGGCAUGGUUCCUACCAUAUGACCCUUCAUUACCACCGAUCCACGUCUGUGAAGCAGCAUGCACGGCAUUCGCCACCAGGCUGCGAAAGGUUCUUACCAAGAGCGAGACCACUUCUCAUAUGCCUCGCACUCAAUACACGCCAGAAGAUACGUUAAUGAAAAUACGCAAUCCCACAAUGCAAUGGCCGAGCUUGCCCCGGGCUCGGCUUUUGAUUCAGAUCGUGUUCAGUCAGGUGACGCGGGUGUAUCAUUUGCUUCUUCGCAAGUCGACGAUUGACCAGCUCGAGGAGGCCUAUCGCGAUGGCAACUUCGACGAUCCGGUAUUGACGUGUAAAUUCUUUGCUCUCUUCGCUCUCGGAGAAGUUUAUUCUGCGCGAUCCACCCCGGGCCUUGAAUGCAACGUCCCCGGCGUGGCUUAUUACGUGAAUGCGAUCACAAUGAUACCUAUUUUGCCCGAACGGCCAAGUCUGGCACAUAUUGAAUCCCUUUUACUUUUGUCACUAUAUUCGUUUUUCUUAAACCGACGCCAUUCGGCAUUUCUGUUGGUCGGCAGCGCUAUGCGUCUUGGCUUGACUGUGGGUCUUAACCACAAUAUUCCAGAAAGCAAGUGCCCGGACCCAGUGCAGCGUCAGCAUCGGACCAGACUAUGGUGGGCAAUAUAUGUAUUCGACCGAAUGUACGGCUCGAAGGUCGGCUGGCCGAUUCAAAUUUCUGACGCGGACAUAUAUGUUGACAUGCCAUCCAAUGUGCCUGGUGAUAUCCACAACGAUCAUACUUCCGACACUGAAUUCCUCACCGCCAGUAUUGAGUUGGCCAAGAUCACAGGUCAGGUCAUUGACCAUGUGUACAGCCGAAAAGUGUUCGCAGAGUCUUUCUUGCAGCGGGAGCAAAAGUUGCUCAUCUCUCUCAAGGAGUGGUGUUGUGCCCUACCCCCGCAGAUUCGGCUCAGCCGCGAGGGUCCCGUUCCGAUGAAUGUUAUCUCACUGCAUCUUCAAUUCAACCAAUGCAUAAUGCUAGCCAGUCGGCCGAUCCUUUUACACGCGCUGAUCCAAGCUACAUCCUCAGACUCUAUUGCAGAGGAUAAUGCCCAGACGAACAUCCGCCAGACUCUAAAAACACUUUGCGAUGCGUGUAUUCACGCCGCAAGACAUACCCAUUCGCUGAUCGUGGAAGAGUGGACCAACGGAUCAGUCCCGAUCUUCGGAUAUUUCUAUGCUCACUAUCUGUUUUCUUCGGCACUGAUAAUGGUCAUUUCCAGUCUGGUAUACCCCGAGAAUAGCAACGACUUUGCGUUAUUCGAAGCAGCUUUCGAAAUUCUUCGAGCGAUGAGCAGCCACGGGAAUCUUGCUGCAACCGAAUUUUACGAUAACUUGGAAUGCGUGAAGCAGUGCUUGGAUGAGAGGAGGGGGUCAGGAGACGGUCAUUUCCAGAGUGAUUUAUCUCGAGUUGCAGAGAGCUCAAGUGAAUCUCUCGCUGUCAUCGCCCCUCACCAGCUGGGGCUUUUUGGUAAUACCGCUACCUCUGGUAUUCCUGAAGCCACCGUACAGACAAAUCAUGCCAACGACAUGGCUUUCCUGGGGGAGAGCAUGGAAGAAUUCCUAGCCCAGCCAGACGUCGAUUUCGACAUGCUCGACCCCUCUCUUACCGAUGCUGUAUACUCGUGGCCAAACUUUUCUCUAUGGACCUCAUGA